This is a messenger RNA of Cladophialophora yegresii CBS 114405, 534 nucleotides long. RefSeq lists its product as uncharacterized. The transcript has a single exon. The annotation marks the transcript as partial. The record is from RefSeq and is a predicted model, not a curated record. NCBI's taxonomy places the organism in Eukaryota, Fungi, Ascomycota, Eurotiomycetes, Chaetothyriales, Herpotrichiellaceae.
UUUCGAACCACUCUGAAGAACGCCGGGCUCAAUUGUCGUAAGUGGUUCAAUAAUAAGUUUAUCAUGCAAAUCGACAAGCUCGCAGCAUAUCAUCGAAUCCCAGAUACACUUGCCCGAGCAGCUCACAGAAAAGCAACACGGCAUCUCUUUUCCAGCAUCAAGGUCGAGUACGUUGAUGCCUACAAACCUCGGCCGAGCCUUGUGUCGCUUACCGGGAAGAAAGUCGAUUGCCAUGUUCAUGCGGAAGUUCAAUUGGUCAUACACUAUCUACAGCCAGUAACGACGUUGCCACCCCGGUACAUCGGUACCAGCAAAGGGGCGUGCUUUCUGUGCCAUCUUCUUAUCGUCGAACAUAGUCGUUUCGCUGUAUCGACUUGGCAUGGACGUUUAUUCGACCAGUGGACUAUCCCUGACCUAGCGGAGUAUACGCCAGAAAAUGUUGCUACUCUCAGGGCCAUCAUACAGCGCAUGCAUGACAAGUCUUCACGGCUUCUGACAGUACCACAUCCAAAGCGCCCCCACCCUCUCACGAGC